AGCUUUUUAAAAAUCAUCUUUUGUUGUAGUUUUUCAUCACAUUGAUUUUUGCCAUCCUUUUUGGUUUAAUUGGACAGAGAGUGCUUUGUUGCUCUUCAUACAACUCCUCAAGUUAAUUCUUGAGAAUUAACAUGUUUGUUUUGUAAUGCUUAUUUUCUGAUAAAUGUGUUUAAAAGUAUACAUGUACUGCUAAAUACUGCUUUAGGUGUGUCUGAAAUUUUGAUGUGUAGUUUUGAAGAAAACUUUAUUUUGACUUAAUGAUUGACUCAGGAAGUUGCAAAAAUAGUGACAUUGAGGCCCUCGAACCCUUCCUCCAUUUUCUCCUUGGGAACAUGUUAUAUAACUGUAGUAUAUAAGCAGGAAAUUGACAUUAGUACACAGAAAGCUUUUAAAACUUCCAUUUGUGAGUUGGAUCUCGUUGCCUUUGGGGAGAGAAGAGCCUGUAUGACAGGGAUCCUUUGGAUAAGCCAGCUUUCUCCCAGCAGCACUGUGUUCCAGUGCAGAGACCUCCACGGAGAGGGAGACGUUUGAGAAGCUAAUGUGGCGGGUGGAGUUAGAAAUUGCAGGGGAAACUAUAGAGUUGGGAGGACCCACGUCCCUGAAGGGGGUACAUACAAAAAACUGACACAACCAACUUUCUGCUCCAGAAACAGUAACCCAGAGGCAGGUGGAGAGAGAAUUCAGGCACUGACGAGAACCCAGCUUUGCUUGGUUCUCCAGCAUCCAGGACCUCCAGCAUCCAGGACCAUGGGGCCCCAGCAUUUGAGCCCUGUACAGCUGCUGUACCUCCUAGGGGCCAUCUCCAUUCUGCCUUGGGCCGGGGCGCUUUUGUGCUAUGAAGCAACGGCCUCGUACUUCAGAGCUGUUACCCUCCAUAACUGGAAGUGGAUUCUGAUGAGGAGCAUGGUGUGUAAGCUGAGAGAAGGCUGCGAAGAGACCCUGCUAUUCUUCGAGGCAGGGUCCAGAAGGGGAGUUGUGGGCUUUAAAGGUUGCACCCCAGUUUUAUCUCACCCAGAGAAAACCAUGUACCUUGUUUCACCACCUGGACUCUCGGUUGCCGCCUACACCCGCGUCUGCCGGUCCUAUCUCUGCAAUAACCUCACCAACUUGGAACCUUUUGUGAGACUCAUAGCCAAGACUCCCAAGUCGAUAGGACUUUCUUCCCAUACUUGUCCAAGCUGUUUGGGCGAGAUCUCUAAGGAUUGCCUCCCGAAUUUUGUCACCACCGACACUUGCCCCCAGAGUGCCCCUAAGUGUUACAGCUCCACUGUACAAUUUCUGGCAGGAUUUCUCAACACCACCAUCCUCAUUAUGGGCUGUACUCCCGAACAUCAGAAGCAUUUAUCAGAGAUUCGGGUUUUCGGGAGCAUCAGAAUGAUCGAAGCUGUCAACAUCUUAGAGAAGUCCGAGUUUGCGCGUGCAGGGCCCUCCAAUCGGGGUUCUGCCUUGGCCCUUUUUGUAGGCCUCCUGGUGGCUUUCAGGCACUGACCAUCCACCUGGACCGGACAAACACCCAGACUCCUUUGCAGUUAGCAAAUAAAGUCACAGA
Molecule: messenger RNA, 1549 nt
Organism: Choloepus didactylus (southern two-toed sloth)
Lineage: Eukaryota; Metazoa; Chordata; Mammalia; Pilosa; Megalonychidae
Gene: LYPD4
Product: LY6/PLAUR domain containing 4
Exons: 4
Coding region: 748-1488 (246 amino acids)
Cellular component (GO): plasma membrane; plasma membrane raft
Source: RefSeq, a predicted model, not a curated record